Hemicordylus capensis (graceful crag lizard) is the source of this 2406-nucleotide messenger RNA. RefSeq names its product mitogen-activated protein kinase 15 (gene MAPK15). Lineage: Eukaryota; Metazoa; Chordata; Lepidosauria; Squamata; Cordylidae. Bases 291 to 1988 code for a protein of 565 amino acids. Gene Ontology annotation, biological process: protein phosphorylation; intracellular signal transduction. Gene Ontology annotation, molecular function: MAP kinase activity; ATP binding. The transcript is spliced from 16 exons. Gene Ontology annotation, cellular component: cytoplasm; nucleus. The record is from RefSeq and is a predicted model, not a curated record.
GCGGCGCCUCGGCAAGGGGGCCUACGGGAUCGUGUGGAAGGCCGCCGACCGCAAGACUGGCGCCGUCGUGGCCGUCAAGAAGAUCUUCGACGCCUUCCGCAACCGCACCGACGCGCAGGUGGAGGGGUUCAUGAAGAAGAAGGCGCUCUCUGAAAUACCUUGGACCAAGCCUUUGAGGACUUCAUAGAUCUAUGGUGCUGCCACCUUUGUAGUACUGUGUACAGUUCUGGUCACCGUAUCUCAAAAAGGACAUUGUAGAACUGGAAAAGGUGCGGAAGAGGGCCACCAAGAUGAUCAGGAGGCUAGGGCACCUUCUUUAUGAGGCAAGGCUACAACAUCUGAGAACGUUCCGGGAGAUUAUGUUCCUCCAGGAGUUUGGAGAGCACCCCAACAUCAUCAGGCUCUUGAAUGUCAUCCGGGCUCAGAAUGACAAGGACAUUUACUUGGUCUUUGAGUCCAUGGAGACCGACUUGCACACUGUGAUCAAGAAGGGGAAUUUGCUGAAAGACAUCCAUAAGUGUUACAUCCUGUACCAGCUCUUGAAAGCCACGAAGUUCAUCCACUCGGGAAAUGUCAUUCACAGGGACCAGAAGCCUUCCAACAUCCUGCUGGAUGCAGACUGCUUUGUUAAGCUUUGUGACUUUGGACUUGCACGUUCCCUGUGCCAGAUUCACGAGGACCAGGAGAACCCCGCGCUUACCGAGUACGUAGCGACUCGCUGGUACCGGGCCCCUGAGAUUUUGCUUGCCUCUCACAGGUACACCAAGGGUGUGGACAUGUGGAGCAUCGGCUGUGUCCUGGGGGAGAUGCUGCUUGGGAAGCCCUUGUUCCCAGGCACGUCCACCAUCAACCAGAUUGAGCAGAUCCUGCGCGUCAUUCCUGCCCCUUCCCCAGAAGAUGUUGCGGCCUUCCAUUCAGACUACAGGGCUUCCAUGAUCAGCCGCCUGAGCUGCCCGCAGCAGGUGACCUUUGAGGAGCUCUUGCCCACCUCCACUCCCCCACAGGCCCUCGACCUUCUGAAACGGCUCUUGGUCUUCAACCCUGAGAAGCGGCUCUCAGCAGAAGAGGCUCUGGAGCAUCCCUACGUCCGGAGGUUCCACUGCCCCGCCAAAGAGCCUGCUCUGGACUACACCGUGACCCUCCCCCUGGACGACAACGUGCAGCUCUCUGUGGCCGAGUAUCGCAACCAGCUGUAUGAGAUGAUCCUGGAAAGGAAGGCAAAUGCCCAGCAGCACCAGAAGUGCCAGCUGCAGAGAGAGAGUCCUCAGCCCUGGUGUGGCGCAGAGGCAAGCCCUCCUCUUGAAGCUUGCAGGGAGGUGAAGGGGGUGCCGCAGCCCCUCCGGCCAAGCACCAGGUCCCCUCAACUGCCAGGAGCUGCAGUGCCUUGCGAAGCUUCCCAGGCAAGAAGCCUCUGCCCGAGACCCAAGAUCACCUCAACGGGAGGCAACCCCCUCGUCCACCCAGCUGCCUUCCCUAGCCUGGCUCCUGGCAGUGUGACAAGGAAUCACUCCGCACCACUCUUGCUGCACCAGCCAGCCUCCCUCAACAGGAGAGUGGGCAGGCAAGCAGUCCGGGUGUCAGCAACCCCAGCGGACCCAGCAGCAGCAGCAGCAGCAGGCAGGCAUCCUCUUCAUGGAAGUCAGGUGCCAGAAGGCUCGGAGAGGCCAAGUCCACCCAUGGCCUGUCCGAGAGCCUUUUCGCUGGCCGGUCAGGCCCAGGAGGCUGCCCUCAACCACAAUUUGAUGAGGAAGGAGCCUUCCCCCAGCAAGGUCGCAGCUGGGAUGAAUCCAAGGAACUCUGAAUCCCCCCACAAUAGUGAAGCUCCUCCCAUGCUGAAACCCAGUAAAAAGAUGUUCCAGGUGACAGCAAAUGUGGGCGCCGCUGGGGAUCCCAAGGCCUGUCUGGGGAGUUACUCCCAGUCCUACGGGACCAUCUGCAAGUCAGCCCUUCAGAGUUUGCCUGUGGCCCCAAGGACCCCGCAGCUCUGACCGGCCUCACUUCUGGAGUCCUCUGGGAAAGAGCAGGAAGGUGCCCCCUGCAACAGGAUGGGGUGUGACCGCGGCCCUCCCUGCCGCUCGUGGACUGAAGCGUUGCUUUGAAAAGGCUGCUCAUCUGCUCUCAGCCCAAACCUGCAGCUGUCCGUGGGGUCGAAUACUGGAGGAAGAGCGGACCAAAGCACUGAGACUCUCGGGGUGGCGGAGGGUACUGGGGUGGUUUUUUUGUCUUUUCCGGGAUGGAGCAAGGGGCUAGAUGCUCCACAUCUGUUUCCCACAUGGGCCUUUGGGGCCCUGCCAGUUGCUUUGUUGCUCCCAAACGGAGCAAGGCCCUGUGUGCCUGCUUCCCUCCGUGGCCCGUGCCUGUGGGGUGGUCGUAAGGAUUGUAAUGAAAUAAACCUUUACAAAAGCA